CACAUCAACCUCGCCAAUCCUCUCACCACACAUAGGAUGUGGCGUGGAGAAGUCUCCAAAAAUGAAACGAACACAGACCAAAGCCGCAUGUCUCAAAUGUCGGCAACGAAAAUCAAAGAUGUGCGUCGAGAAGAACUCCAAGUGCGAAUACUCUGUCGAGGAAGGAAAGACACAACAACAAGCCACGAAAGAGCAGCUCAGAUCAUACAAAGAUGUGUUGGCAUUGCUUCGGAAAAGUUCGCACAAGGAGAGUGAUGCUAUCUUGCACAUCCUCAGGAACAUGUCACUCGACGAUGCUUGCAGAUUUAUCCUCGAUGGACCAGUGUUCCUACCGAGUCGG
Messenger RNA from Aureobasidium vineae, 340 nucleotides. Lineage: Eukaryota; Fungi; Ascomycota; Dothideomycetes; Dothideales; Saccotheciaceae. The record is from the annotation of a GenBank genome assembly.